This is a messenger RNA of Cryphonectria parasitica EP155, 1428 nucleotides long. RefSeq names its product ubiquinone biosynthesis hydrox. Gene Ontology annotation, cellular component: mitochondrion. The record is from RefSeq and is a predicted model, not a curated record. The transcript is spliced from 3 exons. Gene Ontology annotation, molecular function: FAD binding; 2-octaprenyl-6-methoxyphenol hydroxylase activity; oxidoreductase activity, acting on paired donors, with incorporation or reduction of molecular oxygen, NAD(P)H as one donor, and incorporation of one atom of oxygen. Bases 1 to 1428 code for a protein of 475 amino acids. Gene Ontology annotation, biological process: ubiquinone biosynthetic process. NCBI's taxonomy places the organism in Eukaryota, Fungi, Ascomycota, Sordariomycetes, Diaporthales, Cryphonectriaceae.
AUGGCGCACGGGCCUCAUGCUAGCGACAGGGAUAGCUUGAACCCUGCAGCAAGCAACCCAAUCCGAUCACAGCCAGACGUAUACGAUGUUGUCUGCGUUGGCGGUGGUCCAGCAGGACUGAGUCUCCUGGCUGCUCUGCGUGCGAAUCCGAUCACUGCUGGCCUCAGGGUCGCCCUGAUUGAGGCUCAAGACCUCUCAAAAACGCGCCAGUGGAAACUACCUCCCGACCGAUACUCGAACCGAUGCAGUUCCCUGACACCGACGUCUGCGGGAUUUCUUGAGAAAAUAGGAGCCUGGCAACUGAUGAAGCGGGAGAGAAUACAGCCCUACCAGGAAAUGCAGGUGUGGGACGGCGUCUCGGGCGCACGAAUUGAGUUCGACUGGGAUGGUGGCGCAGGGCAGACCAUCGCAUACAUGAUCGAGAAUCUCAACAUCACCUCGGGCUUACUAGGUCGCCUCGACCAGCUGGGUGGGGUGUCAGUUUUCGACAAUACAAAGGUCGAGGAGAUCUCGUUUGGAGAGGAGGCGGACGGCCUGGAUCUGUCUGAGUGGCCUGUCAUCCGGCUGGCCGGUGGACAACGGCUAUGGGCUAGGCUGCUCGUCGGUGCAGACGGUGCAAACAGCCCAGUCCGAUCCUUUGCCGGGAUCGAGUCGCGAGGCUGGGACUACGGUCGACAUGGCGUUGUUGCCACGCUUAAGCUGGAAGGUGAGGGCUGGGGCGGCGACCGCACCAAGAUCGCGUACCAGCGCUUCCUGCCCACGGGCCCAGUCGCCGUGCUGCCUUUGCCGGGCAAUUACUCCUCUCUUGUGUGGUCCACGACGCCAGACAGGGCUGCUCGGCUGAAGGGCUUGUCCUCACCGGACUUCACAGCGAUGGUGAAUGCUGCCUUCAGGCUGAGCCCUGUGGAUCUGGAAUACCUGCACAGUCAGGGCUCCGGUCAGGAGGAAGAAGUCUCGUGGCGGAUGCAACACGUCUCGGUGCAGCCACAGAUUAUCCCGCAGACUGUCGUGGGUGUGCAGGAGGGCACGGUCGCGUCCUUCCCUUUGAAGAUGCGCCAUGCCGACACGUACAUCGGCGAGCGCAUCGCACUCGUUGGUGACGCCGCGCACAGCAUCCACCCGCUCGCCGGCCAAGGGCUCAACCAGGGACAGGGCGAUGUCCAGAGUCUGGUCAAGACCAUAGAGUACGCUGUCAGCCACGGCCAGGAUAUCGGCACUCAAAUGGCCCUCGAACCCUACAACGCCGAGAGAUACGCUACAAACCACGCGGUGCUCGGUGUCUGCGACAAGCUGCACAAGCUCUACUCGGUCGGCAGCGGACCCUUGGUUCCAUUGCGAUCUCUGGGUCUCGGUGCUGUUAACGCCAUGCGGCCUGUCAAGGACUUCUUCAUGAACCAGGCCGCUGGCAAGGGCUUCAAACUCUUCUGA